AUGGCCGCCUUUACACCCAUCUCGCUCGACACCGCCGAGAGCAUUGCCCGCUACUCACCUACCCCCAACGACACGGCCCUCCAGAUUGAAAAGGUCCAGGUCGAGCACCGUCUCCAGCUCAUCAACGCCUGGCGCAUCCCGCCCGGCUCCACGAUUCUCGAGAUUGGCUGCGGCCAGGGCACCUGCACCACCGUCCUGGCCACCGCCGCGGGCCCCAACGGCCAUGUCGAUGCCGUCGACCCCGGCCCCCCGGACUAUGGCUCGCCGUACACGCUGGCCCAGGCCCAGGCCAUCAUCAGCGCCGGCACCCUCGGCGACCGCAUCACCUGGCACAAUGCCGAGCCCACAGACGUCCUGGCCACGUCGGGCGACAAGGUCUGGGACUAUGCCGUCUUCUCGCACUGCAUCUGGUACUUUGACAACCGCGACGUGCUGUCCACGAUCCUCCGCGCCAUGCAGGGCCGCGUCGGCGCCGUGCUGGUCGCCGAGUACGCCCUCACGGCCACCGAGCGCGAUGCGCAGCCCCAUCUCCUCUCCGCCAUUGCUAGAGCCGCGCUCGAGGCGCACAACCCUUCCAGCACGGCCAAUAUUCGUUGUCUGCUGAGCCCGGCUGGUAUCAAGGAGAUUGCCGAAGCGUCUGGAUUGAAAGUCGGCGACGAGUCCAUUAUUGUUCCCGCCGCGGGCUUGCUAGAUGGUGUGUGGGAGUCGGGCGAGGUUCGCAGCAAGAGCUUUGUGGACGAGGUCGGCAAGCGCAUUACUUCGCCCCGCGUCAAGGAGAUGCUUCUGUCGUCCCGCGAGGCUGUCAUUGCUUCGCAUGCUGCCAUGAAUGGCCGCAAAACACGCACAAUGGACGUCUGGGUGGCGUCUUUCACCCCAGUCGAAUAA
Messenger RNA from Cordyceps militaris CM01, 885 nucleotides. Its product is annotated as SAM-dependent methyltransferase. The transcript has a single exon. The record is from RefSeq and is a predicted model, not a curated record. Bases 1 to 885 code for a protein of 294 amino acids. NCBI's taxonomy places the organism in Eukaryota, Fungi, Ascomycota, Sordariomycetes, Hypocreales, Cordycipitaceae.